AUGUUUACAGAGAGAACGAAUCGGGCAGGAUUCGUUCCUUGGUCGUCAGAAGGCAAACAUGGAACACAACAAGAGGCGGGAAGCAGCGGGAAGCAGAAGCCGGCGCGCAAGAACAUGCUGGCAGAGACCGAGCACAAACGAUCUGGCAAGAAAGGGGUUCCGGCGAGGAGAGUAGAUGCCUCUGUUUCUGCAUCAUCCUCCAGCAACAAACAACAUGAAGAGACACGUACAAACACAAAGAGCUUCCCACACUUGAAUACCAAACGUCUACCAGAGAGCAAGGCUAGCACACCACAAACAACUAGCACACCACACGACAGGGCCGAGCACACAAGUAACUCGUUGGUGAAAGACAUGCACACAAGCUCCGAUACCAUGAAGGGGAAGAGGAACAGUGGCGUUUCGGCGUUCAACAGCUGGCUCGAUCUCUACCACAAACCAUCGCGGACCCUGGCUACUACGCUUGCAAGGCAUCAUGAGGGAUCUCGUGGACGUACGCACAACCUGCAUGGAGGAGAGUUCAAGGCGAAAGACCAAAAGUUCUACAAGCAGUACUCCGAUUUCUUGAACAAGGACCACCCGGUCGGGCACACGCUGAGGGGGACGGGGAUCCAUCCUGACAGCUACCAUCCUCAUCCUACGUCCGCAUCCAAGGGAAGCGACUUCUCCAAGUGGCUCGAGACCGACGAUCGCAACGUCAAGACGAAAGAGCGCGAGAACGAGCGCGAGAACGAGCGCGAGAGGAGGAUGCUCGCAGAGCAGAAGCUAAAGAUCCUGAGAGGGUUCACAUCGACCGGCGCACUGGCGCUCAUCUUACUCUCCACCAGCGCAAUCGGGAAGGAGUACGAUGCGAUCCAGAACGCACAGAAGGCAAGAGCUCGAGCACAGCUGGGGUUGAAGCACAUGCAGGCGGCGGUCAACCAGGUUGAGAUGCUGGGCUGGAACUGCAGGCGGCUGAGAUCUGACGCAGGCGCUGAGGAGGAGGAGCGAGUCAUUCAUCCCGGGCGUCUGGUCCCUUGA
Guillardia theta CCMP2712 is the source of this 1020-nucleotide messenger RNA. RefSeq lists its product as hypothetical. The record is from RefSeq and is a predicted model, not a curated record. Lineage: Eukaryota; Cryptophyceae; Pyrenomonadales; Geminigeraceae. Bases 1 to 1020 code for a protein of 339 amino acids. The transcript has 12 exons.